CAGUACCAGUCUGACUCUGUAAUGUUUCCUCUAGGGGGAGCAGCACAUGACCUAACAGAGAGAGAUCUCGAGACAAAUUCAAACAGGGGAAAUUUGCUAGAAUCAACAGCGAUGGAUCCGUGUUCAGUGGGAGUGCAGCUCCGCACCACACACGAGUGCCACAAGACCUACUACACACGGCACACGGGCUUCAAGACUCUGCAGGAGCUGUCAUCAAAUGAUAUGCUCUUACUUCAGCUGAGGACUGGGAUGACGCUUUCUGGGAACAAUACAAUUUGCUUCCAUCAUGCAAAAAUUUACAUUGACAGAUUUGAGGAUUUGCAGAAGUCAUGUUGUGACCCAUUUAACAUACACAAAAAACUAGCCAAAAAAAAUUUGCAUGUAAUUGACUUAGAUGAUGCCACUUUCCUGAGUGCAAAAUUUGGCCGACAGCUCGUACCUGGUUGGAAGCUUUGUCCAAAAUGUACACAGAUAAUCAACGGAAGUGUGGAUGUUGAUUCUGAAGACCGGCAAAGAAGAAAACCUGAUUCAGAUGGAAGAACGGCUAAAGCUUUGAGGUCAUUACAGUUUGCAAACCCAGGAAAACAAACUGAAUUUGCUCCAGAAACUGGUAAAAGAGAAAAAAGAAGGCUUACAAAAAAUGCAACAGUUGGCUCAGACAGGCAAGUGAUACCGGCGAAGAGCAAGGUCUAUGAUAGCCAGGGCCUCCUGAUCUUCAGUGGGAUGGACCUCUGCGACUGCCUGGACGAAGACUGCCUGGGCUGUUUCUAUGCCUGCCCUGCCUGUGGUUCUACCAAGUGUGGAGCCGAGUGCCGCUGUGACCGCAAGUGGCUGUAUGAGCAGAUCGAAAUCGAAGGAGGAGAAAUAAUUCAUAACAAACAUGCUGGAUAGUUUGUGGUACCAAA
Messenger RNA from Ceratotherium simum simum (southern white rhinoceros), 905 nucleotides. It is a transcript of the gene ARL14EP, whose product is annotated as ARF like GTPase 14 effector protein. Lineage: Eukaryota; Metazoa; Chordata; Mammalia; Perissodactyla; Rhinocerotidae. Gene Ontology annotation, cellular component: intracellular membrane-bounded organelle. The record is from RefSeq and is a predicted model, not a curated record.